Messenger RNA from Menidia menidia (Atlantic silverside), 3310 nucleotides. NCBI's taxonomy places the organism in Eukaryota, Metazoa, Chordata, Actinopteri, Atheriniformes, Atherinopsidae. The record is from the annotation of a GenBank genome assembly.
AGCUUCAAUGAUGAGAAAAGCCAAGACAAGAGUUGUCAUCAUAGCAGGGGCUCUUGGUUUGUUGGUCUUCCAUUUCUGUAAACAUUCUACUGAACACAAAAGUGUAAACCCCAACAUAAACUUGAGACUCAGGAAACUGAGCCCGCUCAACAAAAGUGACUCCCAUGUGUACUCCUGGCCAAAAUGUCAACAAAAUCACACUGCUGCCAAUAUCACAGGCUUUGGAAGCCUUCCCCAAAAUAUCAAAGAUUUUCUCUACUACCAGCACUGCCGUCACUUCCCCAUGCUGCUGGACCUUCCUGACAAAUGUGGAGGAGCUGAAAAGUCUGGGGAUGUCUUUCUUCUGCUGGUCAUCAAAAGCUCCCCCAUGAACUAUGAACGGCGGGAGGUGCUGCGCAAAACCUGGGCUAAAGAGAGAUUACACAACGGUUUGUGGAUACGAAGGAUCUUCCUCUCAGGGACGUCGGGUAGCGGUUUAGAGAAGGAACGGCUGAACAAACUGCUGGAGCUGGAGCAACGGGAGUUCAGUGACAUCCUCCAGUGGGACUUCAGUGACACAUUUUACAACCUCACCUUGAAGCAGAUCCUCUUCUUAGAAUGGAUGGAGAGAAACUGUCCAAAUGUUCACUUCCUGUUUAAUGGUGAUGAUGAUGUGUUUGCUCACACUGAUAACAUGGUAUUGUAUCUCCACAGUCUUGAUGAUAGAGAUGAAACCAAGCAUCUGUUCACUGGCCAUCUUAUCCAAAAUGUGGGGCCAAUCCGAUCAUCAGGUAGCAAAUAUUUUGUCCCAGUUCAGGUGGAGGAGUCAAACUCAUACCCGCCUUACUGCGGUGGUGGCGGCUUCCUUCUGUCUGGCUACACAGCAAAAGUUAUAUAUAAUAUGUCCAGAUCCAUUCCUAUUCUUCCCAUUGAUGAUGUUUACAUGGGGAUGUGUCUGGCCAAAGCAGGACUUCAUCCGGCCUCCCAUUUGGGGGUGAAGACUGCAGGUUUUAAGAUUUCCGCUGUCACAGCAGAUGAAUAUGAUCCCUGCUUUUACAAAGAAAUUUUACUUGUGCACAGAUUCCUCCCAACUCAGAUAGCUUCAAUGAUGAGAAAAGCCAGGACAAGAGGUGUCAUUCUAGCAGGGGCUCUUGUUUUGUUGGUCUUCCAUUUCUGUAAACAUUCUACUGAACACAAAAGUGUAAACCCCAACAUAAACUUAAGACUCAGGAAACUGAGCCCGCUCAACAAAAGUGACUCCCAUGUGUACUCCUGGCCAAAAUGUCAACAAAAUCACACUGCUGCCAAUAUCACAGGCUUUGCGAACCUUCCUGAAAAUAUGAAAGAUUUUCUCUACUACCAGCACUGCCGUCACUUCCCCAUGCUGCUGGACCUUCCUGACAAAUGUGGAGGAGCUGAAAAGUCUGGGGAUGUCUUUCUUCUGCUGGUCAUCAAAAGCUCCCCCAUGAACUAUGAACGGCGGGAGGUGCUGCGCAAAACCUGGGCUAAAGAGAGAUUACACAACGGUGUGUGGAUACGAAGGAUCUUCCUCUCAGGGACGUCGGGUAGCGGUUUAGAGAAGGAACGGCAGAACAAACUGCUGGAGCUGGAGCAACGGGAGUUCAGUGACAUCCUCCAGUGGGACUUCAGUGACACAUUUUACAACCUCACCUUGAAGCAGAUCCUCUUCUUAGAAUGGAUGGAGAGAAACUGUCCAAAUGUUCACUUCCUGCUUAAUGGUGAUGACGAUGUAUUUGCUCACACUGAUAACAUGGUACUGUAUCUCCACAGUCUUGAUGAUAGAGAUGAAACCAAGCAUCUGUUCACUGGCCAAAUGAACACAAAUAUGAUUGCAAUCCGAUCAUCAGAUAGUAAAUAUUUUGUCCCAGUUCAGUUGCAGGAGUCAGAUUUAUUCCCACCUUACUGCAGUGGAGGCGGCUUCCUUCUGUCUGGCUACACAGCAAAAGUUAUAUAUAAUAUGUCCAGAUCCGUUCCUAUUCUUCCCAUUGAUGAUGUUUACAUGGGGAUGUGUCUGGCCAAAGCAGGACUUCAUCCAACCUCCCAUUUGGGGGUGAAGGCAUUUGGGUUUCAAAUUUCCGCAAUCACAGCAGAUGAAUAUGAUCCCUGCUUUUACAAAGAAAUUUUACUAGUGCACAGAUUCCUCCCAACUCAGAUGAAUGUAUUCAUGCAAUUGCAAACUUUCCUACUGCUGGGACUGGUGGGAGUUGCUGUUGUGAUGAUAUAUAUCAGUAAAGAUGCUGACUCCAACAUCUACAACGUCCCACCAGACGAGGCGGAAUAUUGCUGCCAAGUGAAGAAUGACCUCAAAAACCAUUCAAAACAUUUAUUCUCCCCGUCAAAAUGCAAAGAAAACACGUCUGUUACUAAAAUCACAGGCUUUGACUCUCUGCCUGAUUCUCUAAAGAACUUCCUCUACUACCAGCACUGCCGUCACUUCCCCAUGCUGCUGGACCUUCCUGACAAAUGUGGAGGAGCUGAAAAGUCUGGGGAUGUCUUUCUUCUGCUGGUCAUCAAAAGCUCCCCCAUGAACUAUGAACGGCGGGAGGUGCUGCGCAAAACCUGGGCUAAAGAGAGAUUACACAACGGUGUGUGGAUACGAAGGAUCUUCCUCUCAGGGACGUCGGGGAGUGGGUUUGAGAAAAAAACCCUGAACAAACUGCUGGAGCUGGAGCACUACGAGUUCGGGGACAUCCUCCAGUGGGACUUCAGUGACACGUUUCACAACCUCACCCUGAAGCAGACGCUCUUCCUAAACUGGCUGGAGGAAAACUGUCCAAAUGCUCGCUUUCUGCUUAAUGGUGAUGAUGAUGUGUUUGCCCACACCAGCAACAUGGUCAGGUAUCUCCAAAGCCUCCCAGACAAUAAUGGAAGCAAGCACCUUUUCACUGGUCACUUGUUGGCAACCGAGAGGCCUGUUAGGUGGGCACCCAGUAAGUAUUAUAUUCCAACUCAGAUACAGGAGUCGAACUUUUAUCCCCCUUAUUGUGGAGGAGGAGGCUUUUUAAUGUCGGGCUACACAGCAAAGGUGAUACACAGAACGGCUCAGGAUGUACCUCUCCAUCCCAUUGAUGACGCUUAUAUGGGGAUGUGUCUGGCCAAAGCAGGACUCGUUCCCUCUUCUCACAUUGGCGUGAAGACGGUGGGACUAAGCAUUCUCUCCAAAGUAAAAGAUGAUCUCGAGCCUUGCUAUUUGAGGGAGCUUCUGCUUGUGCACAGAUUCCUUCCAUCUCAGAUAUAUCUCAUGUGGAAACAGGUGCACGACCCAUAUCUGAAAUGCGGAAAACGGCAAAAAAACAUUUGGCGCUUUCUG